GAGUGACUGACGUUAGACGUUAUAGAAUCGUAUUGUAUUGUCGAUGUGAUUGCGAAUCAUUGAAAUUGAAAAAUGUGCGGAUAUAGAAAUUUUAUGACUUGCUAUCACUAGUUUGCUAACGUAUAUAACGUUAAAUAUUGUUUCUGUAAAGCAUUUGUAGCAAACUAUUCAAAAUGGCCUGGCAAAUGCCGGGUCAAUGGAAUACAGGCGUUCCACAAAUGAAUCAAAUGACGCCUGAUUUAAACAUGGGAUCUUACACGCCUGAGCAAUGGGCUGUUAUGCAGCAACAGAAUUGGCAGCAAUGGACACAGUGGCAGCAACAGUAUUCGCAAUGGCAAAGCCAAUAUGGCGAAAAGUAUGCACAGCAAAUGCAGUCUAUGCAGGCAAUGGGAGGGAUGGUGCCCCCCCUACCAGUUUCAACUACUGCUCCUCCUCCUGCACCUCCUCCACCCGAGCAGCCUCCACCGCCGCCCCCACAUGAGAACAAUCAGCCACUAUUCGGAAAACCCAACCCAGUGCCAGCUCCUGGACCACAGCCAUUGCAACACACAGGGAGUUCUAAUAAUAUUAGUGUUCCUACAGGUAACAACCAAAACUGGCAGCAAGGAAAGGAAAACCGACAGGAAGCUUCCGUACCAACCAAUACGGAGGCCUUAAAGAAACUAGCAGAGGAAGAAAGGCUCUUUGAUAUUCAGUUUGAAAAAUGGGAAGAAGAAAUACAAAAAUGGAAAAGGGAAAAUGUGAACCAUCCAGACAAGCAGGCUUAUAAUGAGUAUGAGCAAAAAUUUGAAACUUGCAGGGCACAAUUGUUAGAGCGUCGGCAGGUGAUGAAACAGAAGAGGGCACGAUUGCUGGGCCAGGUCCCUCCAGCUGUAGGCAGUGCACCAUCAGGUAAUCCACCCUCAGCUCCUCCUCAACAAACUAUGAAUGCCAGUCGUAACACUAAUAUGCAGUCCCAAAGCAACAUUAGCUCUUCAAAUGUCACCCAGCCAAGCAACCAUUAUAAACAACCGGAACAACAUAAUUAUAGACCUAAUAAUAAUCAAAUGUCAUCCCAAAACUUUAAAAAUAAUCCUCCUUCAAAUUACCAAGGUAACUCUCAAUAUGCGCAAUAUAACAAUAAUAUGCAACAAGAUUAUAAUAGAAGCAAUAAUCAAGGUGUGAACCCACAAGACAGAUUUGAGUCCUAUGACGCUCAGGAUACAUAUGAGGCUCAAAAUAUGGAUGAAGGAGAUUACUCCCCGGCUCCUGUAACAAAUACAAACUUUUUACCUGGAGCUGGUUCUGCUAAAGGCAUUCCAGGGUUGGAUUUAGUACCCGAGGAUAGAGAGAGUCAACAAAAACCUGAGGUUAUUGAUAUAACUGGUGACAAACCGAAAUCUACCCAGCCGCCAGACCUUACUACCAUUUCCAAAGGCAUAAACAACAUUCUUGGAGAUGAGAAGAUAAUGAACAUCCUUUCUAUGGUUAGGGAUCAAGUUGCUCCUCCUACUCUCAAUAACCCAGGACCUAGUAUGCAAAACACACCUUACAAUAAUAUGAAUAACUCUAAUGCUCCACCAAAUGCUCCAUUUAAUAACAUGAGUAACAUGAGUGCACCUCCAAAUGCCCCUUAUAAUAACAAUAUGAGUAGCAGUAAUGCCCCUCCAAAUAAUCAGUGGGAUAGAAAUCAUGCUACCCCUAAUCAACAAUACAGUAAUGCGCCGCCAAACAUGUACUACAAUCGUGAAGGUCCUGGCUAUGCUAAUCAAUCUCAGCAAGAUCAGCAGUAUCCACCUCAAAGAAGGAAUGACGGAGAAAAUAUGCCAAUGGAUCCAUACAAUGAUAGGAAUAUGCAAGGUCGAAACAUGCAGCAAAGACCACCUAUGAGACCCAACAUGCCUAAUAUGCAAAAUAAUCCUCCGCCACUUAUGCAGGAGGGUCAAGGUUAUCAAAAUGAUCAUUUCAAUAGGAGACCGCCGCCGCCUCGAGGCGCUCCUGACAAUAUGAUGCCGAGACCUAAUGUUAACGUACCUCCCCCUAGGCCCCUAAUGGCAAGAGUGGCGGGUUACGACGAUCAGAAUGAUUAUUCAAGGGGGGCUUACGAUAACAGAGGAAUGCAUGGCAAUAUGAAUAACCAGGCAAUGAAUAACCAAACUGCGCCGCCUCCGCCACCUCCACAGCCGGCUCGCCCGAAGUGGAUUGAAGAACCAUUAUUUACUCCAUCAAUCAUUGUCGAAUAUGAGCACAAACCUCUUAGAUUGAAAGCUCGUGAAUUUAUUGAACCUGUCCAUAUGUUUGACUACAAUCACAAAUCAAAGGAUGAUAACAUUAAGAAAAUAGAUUUCGAAAAAGAAGCCGAUGAAUUAUUCCAAAGGAAACCAAGAAGAAAUCAACCAGUCGAACCAGACGAUGUGUAUAGAGAAAGCCGUUACGGUCCAGGUUACCCGGAAAAUCGUUUCGCCGCUGAGGAUAACUCCAGGGAUUAUUCACCAAGGGAUUUCGAACGACGAUAUCCUAGAGAAGAAGUACGACAUGACCAUAGGGAAUUAAGAGAUGACUACAGGGACGUCAGAGGUCCUCCUAGGGACGAAUACGAAGAAAGAAUUGAUAGACGAAGGCCCGAUGAACGAUACGAGAACGAUAGAAGACGCGAUGAUCGCGACAGAUUUCUUAGACGUGACGAUUUUAGUAGAGACAGAGGGCGGGAACGCGAUCGGGAAAGAGAAGAUUUACAUAGAGAUAGACCAAGAGAUAUACGCAGAGAUGACAACCGCUUUGACAGUAGGAAUCGCAGUAGAAGUCGUGACCGUGACUCCCGUAAAAGAGGUCGCAGCAAAGAAAGUAACAUAAGCGAGACCUCGUCAAAGAAAUCGAAAGAACAGGAGAAGAAAAAUGACCAGGAGAAGAAGGGUCCUAAGCAUGUUGUGAUGAUUGACGAUAUUUUAGAACCGCCAGGUCGUGAGAUACGGCCAGAGAAAAUAGUUAUAAUUUUACGAGGUCCUCCAGGCAGUGGUAAAUCGUAUUUAGCAAAAUUAAUAAGAGACCGCGAGGCGGAACAUGGCGGAACAGCUCGAAUUAUGUCCAUUGACGACUAUUUCAUGCAGGAAGGCGAAAUAGAAGAAAAAGAUCCUACAACCGGCAAAAUUGUGAAGAAGCCAUCUUUAAAAUAUGAAUAUGAAGCGAAAUCAGAAGAAACCUAUCUGAACUCCCUAAAAAGAGCAUUUAAAAGGUCAUUGACUGACGGCUACUUCAACUUCUUGAUAUACGACGCGGUGAAUGACACACUGAGAAGUUACGCUGACAUUUGGAAUUAUGCUAGACAACAAGGCUUCCAGGUGUACAUUUGUACAAUGGAGCUGGAUACCCAGAUAUGUUUCAAGAGGAACAUUCACGGUCGGACGUUGGGUGAUAUUCAAGUGAUAACCACUCGGUUCUUCCCGACGCCGGACCAUCACAUUCAGCUGGACGCGACGACGCUGUUGCAAAGCGGGGCCAUUACUGAGGUGCAGAUGGAGGACGUGGAUGACGAUAUCAUUAUGGAGGACGCCCAGGAACCUGAGGUUGAAAGCUCUUUUACUUCGAAGUGGGAGAAAAUGGAUGACGCCGCGCAACUAGCUCGGCUCGACGGCACCAGCAAACCGCUCCGGCCCUCGCACGUCUCAAUGGAGGACUACCUACAACUAGACGACUGGAAACCGAGCACAGCUAAGCCAGGGAAGAAAACGGUACGCUGGGCGGAUAUAGAAGAAAGCAGACAGCAAGAGAAGAUGCGUGCCAUCGGAUUUGUGGUAGGACAGACGGACUGGAAUCGCAUGACAGAUCCUACUAUGGGUUCUGGUGCGCUCACUCAAACUAAGUACAUCGAGAGAGUUAGAAGAAAUUAAUUCAUAGAUUAGUGUUACCACUGAAUCUUAAAUAAGAUGCAAAGUCAGUUUCGAGAACUUGUUUGAUGUCUUUAGUUCAUAGGCAGUAAUUUCAAGCAAAAUAUGUCAUUUUAUUAUGGAAUUUGUAGUGUGCGUAACAUUGUUGACGCAUAUGAUACUGUCAAUGACAUUUUAUACUUAGGUAGGUACAAGAUAUUGCAUGAAGUAGGCAGAUUUUCUUUAUAAUAGAUAUUUCGUCUUAGUCUCUUAUGGAAUCAGGUAACCGUUAUUUAUGUGAUAUUUAAAUAUUUCUCUUAAUGUGAUUUUAAUAUAUAUCUCUGAUGUCAAAUACUACUGUUAUAAAAAUAUAGUAUGUAGGUUCCUCUAGUAGGACUAUUCCUGCAGAACGCAACGCUCGCUUCUGCUUGGUUGCAUUCAACAAGUAAAUUAUUACUAUUAUUGGGUAUAGUAAAUACCUACCACUAUUAAGAGGAUACGGUAGCGAAAAUGCUAAAAUGGAAAGGAGCCCCCCUUUCAACUUGGGAAUUUUAGUUAAAUAUACAAGUGUUAUUAACUAGAUUUAUCGAAACAAAAAUUGUCCAUUA
Messenger RNA from Leguminivora glycinivorella, 4450 nucleotides. RefSeq names its product YLP motif-containing protein 1-like. The transcript has 9 exons. The coding region runs from base 174 to 3866 and encodes 1230 amino acids. Gene Ontology annotation, biological process: regulation of telomere maintenance. Gene Ontology annotation, cellular component: nucleus. Lineage: Eukaryota; Metazoa; Arthropoda; Insecta; Lepidoptera; Tortricidae. The record is from RefSeq and is a predicted model, not a curated record.